This is a messenger RNA of Saccharomyces mikatae IFO 1815, 1572 nucleotides long. RefSeq lists its product as uncharacterized. The coding region runs from base 1 to 1572 and encodes 523 amino acids. Gene Ontology annotation, cellular component: cytoplasm. The transcript has a single exon. Gene Ontology annotation, molecular function: IMP dehydrogenase activity. NCBI's taxonomy places the organism in Eukaryota, Fungi, Ascomycota, Saccharomycetes, Saccharomycetales, Saccharomycetaceae. The record is from RefSeq and is a predicted model, not a curated record. Gene Ontology annotation, biological process: GTP biosynthetic process.
AUGGCUGCUAUUAGAGAGUACACGACUGCUUCGGAAGUUGCCAAGAGGAUGCCUCGACUGGAUGGUUUGUCAGUCCAGGAACUGAUGGACUCCAAGACCAGAGGUGGGUUGACUUAUAACGAUUUUUUGGUCUUGCCAGGCUUGGUCGACUUCCCGUCCUCUGAGGUUAGCCUGGAGACUAAGUUGACCAGGAAUAUCAAUUUGAAGACCCCUUUCGUUUCCUCUCCAAUGGACACUGUUACCGAAUCAGAGAUGGCCAUCUUCAUGGCUCUGUCGGGUGGUAUUGGUUUCAUUCACCAUAACUGCGCUCCCGAGGAGCAAGCUGCCAUGGUCAGAAGAGUCAAGAACUAUGAAAAUGGGUUUAUUGACAACCCUGUAGUGAUUUCUCCAACGACCACGGUUGGUGAAGCUAAGAGCAUGAAGGAGAAGUAUGGGUUUGCAGGCUUCCCUGUGACGGAAGAUGGCAAGAGAAAUGCGAAGUUGGUGGGUGUCAUCACUUCUCGUGAUAUACAAUUCGUUGAGGACGACUCUUUACUCGUUCAGGAUGUCAUGACCAAGAACCCUGUUACCGGUUUACAGGGUAUUACCUUGUCUGAGGGUAAUGAAGUUUUAAAGAAAACCAAAAAGGGUAAGCUGUUGAUUGUUGACGACAGGGGUCAUUUGGUGUCCAUGCUUUCCAGGACUGACUUGAAGAAGAACGAAAACUUCCCGUUAGCUUCCAAGUCUGGCAGCAGCAAGCAAUUGCUAUGCGGUGCUUCUGUAGGCACUAUGGACUCUGAUAGGGAGAGACUAGGCCUGUUGGUGGAAGCUGGCUUGGACGUGGUUAUCUUAGAUUCAUCGCAAGGCAACUCGAUUUUCCAGUUGAACAUGCUCGAAUGGGUGAAAGAGAGUUUCCCAGGGUUGGAAGUCAUCGCUGGUAACGUUGUCACCAGGGAACAAGCUGCCAAUUUGGUUGCUGCCGGUGCGGAUGGUCUGAGAAUCGGUAUGGGAACUGGCUCUAUUUGUAUCACUCAAGAAGUUAUGGCUUGUGGUAGGCCACAAGGUACAGCCGUCUACAACGUGUGUGAAUUUGCCAACCAGUUCGGUGUUCCAUGUAUGGCUGACGGUGGUGUUCAAAACAUCGGCCAUAUCAUGAAGGCCUUGGCGCUUGGGUCGUCUACUGUUAUGAUGGGUGGUAUGUUGGCGGGUGCUACCGAAUCGCCCGGUGAUUAUUUCUAUCAAGAUGGUGAACGAUUAAAGGUGUAUCGUGGGAUGGGUUCCAUUGAUGCGAUGCAAAAGACCGGUAGCAAGGGCAAUGCCUCGACCUCUCGUUACUUUUCUGAAAGCGACAGCGUUUUGGUUGCGCAAGGUGUGGCGGGUGCAGUGGUUGACAAAGGAUCCAUUAAGAAGUUUAUUCCGUAUUUGUACAACGGGCUGCAACAUUCGUGUCAGGACAUUGGUUGCAAGACGCUAACUCUAUUGAAGGAGAAUGUGCAAAGAGGCAAAGUCAGAUUUGAAUUCAGAACGGCAUCUGCUCAAGUGGAAGGUGGUGUGAAUAACUUAUACUCUUAUGAAAAACGUCUACAUAACUAA